CUUAAUCUUUUAACAUUCCAAAAAAAUGUUCUGAUACAUUAUAAUAUAUAUAUACAUGAUGAAAUGGGAGAUUGUACCAUACAAGAAUUAGAAUAAAUCCUCCGAAAUUCACUCUUUUCCAUCAUCCCUCAUCACCGACAAUUUCUUCUCCAAGAAAAAACCCAAACCAAGCUCAGCACCCAAACCAACACAACCCCAUGCCAUGAACCCUAGUCUUAUCACCUCUUCCAAUAAUAAUCUAACUGAAGAAGAAAUCUCCAAGCUCGAGUCCAUCAUCCGAACCUACCAUACCUUUCCUUCAUCCUCAAACACAUGCACAUCUUUACUUACACAACGUAUCAACGUUCCCCUAAGUUUUAUAUGGCUAUUCGUUCGCGAUUUCGAAAACCCUAAUAAGUACAAGCACUUUAUCAAGAGUUGCACGAUGAAAGGAGACGGAAGAGUUGGAAGUGUGAGAGAUGUUACGGUUAUUUCGGGCUUACCGGCGUCGACAAGCACCGAAGUACUAGAGGUAUUAAAUGACGAUGAGCAUGUUUUGAGCUUUAGGGUUGUGGGGGGAGAUCAUAGGCUGAAUAAUUAUAGAGCUGUGACAUCGGUUCAUGAGUUUAAGGAAGGAGGAGGAGGAGAGGUAUAUAGUAUUGUUUUGGAGUCUUAUUCGGUGGAGAUACCUCAAGGGAACACUGAAGAGGAUACUAAGAUGUUUGUGGAUACUGUUGUGAAGUUGAACUUACAAAAGCUUGCAGAAGUAGCCAUGGCAGCAGCUUUGAAAACGCCUACAUGAAAUAAAGGUCCAUUGGUAGAUAAGCUAUAGCAUGGAGAAAGAGAUUGUGAUAAAUGUGGUGUGAUGGUAAUGAAAAUUUUACUUGCUCUCUCUCCCUAUUAAUUCCAUUCAAUAUGUCAGCUUUUUGAAAGUAUUGAAGGCAAUCUCAAACAUAACAGAAACAAAAUAUCAGACAAAAUACGUAUUAAAUUCACAAAAUUAUAUCAAACAAAUAAUGAUAUGUCGUCCUGAUAAUUUUUUUCUCUCAAAUAUGACUAUUUGACAUCAGUGAUAUAGAAUGUAUUUUUAUGUUUUUAUUACAUAUUAUUGCACCCAUGUUCUAAUUUUCUACAAAUAUCCGUAUCGUCGCAUCUGUGUCAUGCUCUCUACCCAUAUUGGAUGUUAG
Molecule: messenger RNA, 1166 nt
Organism: Gossypium raimondii (Peruvian cotton)
Lineage: Eukaryota; Viridiplantae; Streptophyta; Magnoliopsida; Malvales; Malvaceae
Product: abscisic acid receptor PYL3
Exons: 1
Coding region: 203-781 (192 amino acids)
Biological process (GO): abscisic acid-activated signaling pathway
Cellular component (GO): cytoplasm; nucleus
Molecular function (GO): protein phosphatase inhibitor activity; abscisic acid binding; signaling receptor activity
Source: RefSeq, a predicted model, not a curated record